AUGACCAUCUCUCCUCCACCAUCUUCAACUCCAACUCAUGCGUCCUGCGCUUCUGCUCUUCCGAGGUCGGCUUCCAAUGUCCACCCGGAGGUGCGUCUCGCAAUAAUGGCGCAACCAAGCCCUAUGACCGAUGUGACGCAGCGAUUAUUCGUGGAGUUGAAGUCCAAGAACGAGGAGACCCGGGUCCGAGCUGCCUACGAGCUCUAUGACAACGUCCUUUCAGUCUCACGAGACUGGCCCUCCGAGAAAUUCGUCGAGUUUUACAACGCGGUCAGCCAGCGGAUCGCCCAGCUGGUGGUGACCGGCAGCGAUGCAAAUGAGAGAAUCGGCGGUCUCUUGGCUCUCGACCACCUAAUCGACUUUGAUGGCGUCGACGCCGCUCAGAAAACAACACGUUUUGCAAGCUAUUUGAGAAGCGCCCUUCGAAGCAACGAUAAUGUGGUAUUGGUGUACGCGGCCCGAUCGCUCGGCCGCCUUGCGAAGCCGGGCGGGGCACUUACUGCAGAGCUCGUGGAAAGUGAGAUCCAAUCAGCUCUGGAAUGGCUACAAUCUGAACGUCAAGAAAGCCGGCGUUUUGCGGCAGUGCUGGUGAUUCGGGAACUCGCAAAGGGCUCGCCGACGCUCCUCUACGGCUUUGUACCGCAAAUUUUCGAGCUUGUCUGGGUGGCACUUCGAGAUCCCAAAGUGCUCAUCCGAGAGACUGCUGCGGAAGCUGUGGGCGAGUGCUUCGAAAUUAUCGUGGCUCGAGAUGCCCAGGUCCGCCAGUCGUGGUUUGCCCGGAUUUACGACGAGGCAUUGCUGGGGCUGAAGUCCCACAAUGUGGACUGGAUUCAUGGCUCGCUCUUGAUUCUUAAGGAACUGAUCCUGAAGGGUACCAUGUUCAUGAAGGAGCACUACCGGAAUGCUUGCGAGAUUGUGCUCCGCCUCAAAGACCAUCGCGACCCCAAAAUUCGCACCCAAGUCGUCCUUACCAUCCCUAUCCUCGCAUCCUACGCCCCCACCGACUUUAUUGAGGUCUAUUUGCACCGAUUCAUGAUUUAUCUGCAGGCACAACUUAAGAGAGACAAAGAACGGAAUUCUGCUUUCGUGGCUAUCGGCAAGAUUGCAAAUGCAGUGGGGCCAGCCAUCGCGCAGUAUCUUGAUGGCAUCAUCGUCUAUAUCCGUGAGGGGCUUGCGAUGAAAGCCAGGAACCGUGCGGGUAUUAACGAGGCUCCCAUGUUCGAGUGUAUCAGUAUGCUUUCGCUGGCCGUGGGACAGGCCCUCAGCAAAUACAUGGAGGCCCUGCUUGACCCUAUCUUCGCCUGCGGUCUUAGCAAAUCAUUGACACAAGCUUUGGUUGACAUGGCUCACUACAUCCCUCCGAUCAAACCUACAAUCCAAGAGAAGCUUCUCGACAUGUUGAGUAUCAUCCUUUGUGGAACACCAUUCCGGCCUCUCGGUUGUCCCGAGAACCGUCUUCCUCCUAUGCCAUCAUUCGCCAAAGAUUUCGCACCUCAUGAGCUCCAUUCCGAUGCUGACAUUGCAUUGGCUCUUCAUACCCUGGGAAGCUUUGAUUUCUCCGGUCACAUUUUAAAUGAGUUCGUUCGCGAUGUGGCGAUCAAUUAUGUGGAGAAUGACAACCCCGAGAUUCGGAAGGCAUCGGCUCUUACGUGCUGUCAACUGUUUGUGCAUGAUCCAAUCAUCAAUCAAACCAGUGGACACUCAAUCCAAGUUGUCAGUGAAGUUAUUGACAAACUGCUGACGGUCGGUAUUGGGGAUCCUGAUCCAGAGAUCCGGCGUACUGUUUUAUGGUCGUUGGAUCGCAAAUUUGAUCGGCAUCUGGCUCGACCAGAGAACAUCCGAUGUCUGUUCCUGGCCGUGAACGAUGAGGUCUUUGAAGUCAAAGAAGCUGCCAUCUGUAUCAUCGGCCGCCUCUCCAGCGUGAACCCCGCUUAUGUCUUCCCACCAUUGCGGAAGUUGCUGGUCAACCUUUUGACAGGACUUGGAUUUGCCAACACGGCUCGCCAGAAGGAAGAGACCGCACAGCUCAUCAGUUUGUUCGUUUCAAAUGCGACAAAACUGAUUAGAUCAUAUGUGGACCCCAUGGUUACGGCAUUACUACCGAAGGCGACAGAUACAAACCCCGGCGUUGCUGCUGUCACUCUGAAGGCUGUGGGAGAGCUUGCCAAUGUUGGCGGAGGGGAGAUGAGAAAUUACCUCUCACAAAUCAUGCCCAUUAUUCUUGAUUCGCUGCAAGAUCUUUCUUCUCACGCCAAACGUGAAGCAGCGUUGAAGACUCUGGGACAACUGGCCAGUAAUUCUGGCUACGUCAUUGAGCCAUAUCUCGAAUACCCCCAUCUUCUUGAUGUCCUGAUCAACAUUAUCAAAACUGAGCAAACAGGAUCUCUACGGAAAGAGACCAUUAAGCUUGUUGGUGUUCUUGGUGCUCUGGACCCCUACAAAUACCAGCAAAUCAGUGAUAUCGAGCCUGAUGUUCACCACAUCAAUGAAAUCCAAAAUGUUUCGGAUGUUGCAUUGAUUAUGCAGGGUUUGACCCCGUCGAAUGAGGAGUAUUAUCCUACGGUUGUGAUUCACACUCUGUUGCAGAAUAUCUUGAGGGAGAACUCUCUGGUCCAGUACCACUCGGCUGUGAUCGACGCCAUUGUCACCAUCUUCAAAACCCUGGGCCUGAAGUGUGUGCCAUUCUUGGGGCAGAUCGUACCCGCAUUCAUUUCGGUGAUCAGGAGCUCUCCUGCAAGCCGCCUUGAAUCUUAUUUCAACCAGAUGGCUAUCCUGGUCAACAUUGUGCGGCAACACAUUCGGGCGUUCUUGCCAGAAAUCAUCGACGUGAUCCGUGAAUUCUGGCAUGCAUCAUACCAAGUACAAGGCACAAUUCUGUCGCUGGUUGAGGCCAUUUCUAGGUCAUUGGAAGGAGAAUUCAGAAAGUACCUUGCCCGUCUGAUUCCCCUGAUGCUGGAUACCCUCGAGAAGGACACUACACCUCGUCGUCAACCUUCUGAGAAGAUUCUCCACGCUUUCUUGAUCUUUGGAUCGAGCGGCGAGGAAUACAUGCACCUUAUCAUUCCUUCCAUUGUCCGUCUUUUUGAUCGUCAACAGCACCCUCAGAGCAUCCGCAAGUCUGCUAUCGACAGUCUCACCAAGCUUUCGCGACAGGUCAAUGUAUCUGACUUUGCAUCUCUCAUGGUUCAUUCACUCUCCCGAGUUGUGACCAGUGGCGACCGUAUAUUGCGUCAAGCUGCGCUGGAUUGUAUCUGUGCUUUGAUCUUCCAGCUCGGCCAAGACUUUACUCACUACAUCCACCUUUUGAACAAGGUUCUCAAGCAACACCAAAUCACUCAUACCAACUACCAGAUCCUGGUAACGAAGCUCCAAAAGGGAGAUCCGCUUCCACAAGAUCUGAAUCCGGAAGAGAACUACGCAUUCCCUGCCGAUGAUACCAGUUUUGCAGAGAUUGGUCAGAAGAAAAUUGUUGUGAACCAGCAACAUCUCAAGAAUGCAUGGGAUGCUUCACAGAAGUCUACCCGUGAAGAUUGGCAGGAGUGGAUCCGUCGAUUCAGCGUUGAGCUUCUGAAAGAGUCACCAUCACCGGCCUUGCGAGCUUGUGCCAGUCUGGCAGGAAUUUACCAGCCUUUGGCACGGGAUCUUUUCAACGCUGCCUUUGUGUCGUGUUGGACCGAACUCUAUGACCAGUACCAAGAGGAGCUGGUCCGUUCCAUUGAGAAAGCGCUCACUUCACCGAACAUCUCUCCGGAAAUCCUCCAAAUCCUGCUUAACCUUGCCGAGUUUAUGGAGCACGAUGACAAGGCUCUCCCCAUCGACAUUCGUACUCUCGGCAAGUAUGCAGCCAAGUGUCAUGCAUUUGCCAAGGCUCUUCACUACAAGGAGCUCGAGUUCGAACAGGACCAGAACUCGGGUGCUGUCGAAGCUUUGAUUACCAUCAACAACCAGCUCCAGCAAUCUGAUGCCGCUAUCGGUAUUCUCCGGAAGGCGCAAGCGUAUCGUGACGUUGAGCUGAAAGAAACUUGGUUCGAAAAGCUCCAGCGAUGGGACGAGGCUCUUGCUGCUUACAAGAGGCGCGAGAAAACCGACCCAGAUUCCUUUGGCAUUACAAUGGGUAAGAUGCGUUGUUUGCAUGCUCUAGGAGAGUGGAAGGUCCUUUCGGAUCUUGCACAGGAGAAAUGGAAUCAAGCGUCACUGGAACACCGUAGGGCUAUUGCCCCUCUUGCUGCCGCCGCCGCCUGGGGUCGCGGCCAGUGGGAGCUGAUGGACUCUUAUCUGGGUGUUAUGAAAGAGCAGUCUCCAGAUCGAUCUUUCUUCGGCGCUAUCCUCGCCAUCCACCGCAACCAGUUUGAAGAGGCCAACAUGUAUAUUGAAAAGGCACGCAACGGCCUUGACACAGAACUUUCGGCCCUUCUUGGAGAAUCUUACAACCGGGCCUAUAAUGUUGUCGUUCGUGUCCAGAUGCUUGCUGAGCUGGAAGAGAUCAUCACAUACAAGCAGAACGUCGGUGACGCUGAGAAGCAAGAGGCAAUGCGCCUGACUUGGAACCAACGAUUGCUCGGCUGUCAGCAGAAUGUGGAAGUGUGGCAGCGCAUGCUCAAGGUGCGGGCACUCGUGACCGCUCCUCGCGAGAACCUUGAAAUGUCCAUCAAAUUCGCUAAUCUUUGCCGCAAAUCCAACCGCAUGGGUCUUGCUGAGCGGUCUCUCGCGUCCCUUGAGACUGUCGUCACCGACGCUACUGGCACACACACAGUCGCACAUCCAGAAGUGACUUACGCCCGAUUGAAGUUCAGCUGGGCGAAUGGACAUCAACUGGAGGCUCUUGAAAUGUUGAAAGAUUUCACCUCUGGCUUGAGUGACGAUCUUUCUAAGUUCAACACGCUCAUGGUGUCGCACAAUGAGCACCACGGAAUGAACGGCGUGAAUGGUAUUGCCGACCCGAGCCAUCCUGAUGCCAUCAGCCUGCGUGAGCGGGUUGGCGACGUCGCGAAGUUCCGAAAGCUUCUGUCCAAGAGCUACCUCCGACAGGGAGAAUGGCAGACAACGCUCCAGAGAGGUGAUUGGAGACCGGAGUAUGUCCGCGAGGUUCUCAGUGCGUACUCAGCGGCCACCCAAUACAACCGUGACUCAUACAAGGCGUGGCACGCUUGGGCUCUUGCAAACUUCGAGGUCGUCACAACAAUUGCGAACCAGGCGAGCCGCGACGGCAAGCCGGCACCAGUACCGCCACACAUAGUGACAGAGCACGUUAUUCCUGCCAUUCGUGGCUUCCUGCGGUCCAUCGCCUUGUCUUCUACCUCCUCGUUACAAGACACUCUGAGAUUGCUGACGCUGUGGUUCUCCCACGGUGGUGAUCAUGAAGUCAAUACCGUAGUCACUGAAGGGUUUACCACGGUGAAUGUGGACACUUGGUUGGCUGUCACCCCUCAACUGAUUGCACGAAUCAACCAGCCCAACAUCAGGGUCCGCGGUUCCGUUCACAGGCUGCUUGCGGAGGUCGGCAAGACACAUCCCCAAGCUUUGGUCUACCCAUUAACCGUGGCCAUGAAGUCCAAUGUGGCUCGGAGGUCUCAAUCUGCUACCAACAUCAUGGAAAGCAUGCGGCAGCACAGUGCCAAGCUCGUGGAGCAGGCGGAUCUCGUAAGCCACGAACUUAUCCGUGUUGCCGUGCUGUGGCACGAACUGUGGCAUGAAGGCUUGGAGGAAGCUUCUCGCCUCUACUUCGGUGACCAUAACGUGGAGGGCAUGUUUGCCACCCUUGCGCCUCUUCACGAUAUGCUUGAUAAGGGGGCCGAAACACUUCGUGAAGUCUCGUUCGCCCAGGCCUUUGGCCGCGACCUCGCCGAAGCGAAGCACUAUUGCAUGCUCUACCGGCAGACAGAGGAGAUCGGCGAUCUCAAUCAAGCUUGGGAUCUCUAUUACACGGUGUUCCGCAAGAUCAACCGCCAACUUCCGCAGCUGUCCAUUCUUGACCUCAAAUACGUCUCACCUCGCCUCAAGGAAUGCAAUGGCCUUGACUUGGCUGUGCCAGGAACUUACCAGAGUGGUCGACCCGUCAUUUGUAUCAUCAGCUUUGACCCGAUUCUGCAUGUGCUGCAGACCAAGAAGAGACCUCGUCGGAUGACGCUGAAGGGCAGCAAUGGAAGCUCUUAUAUGUACGCUCUCAAGGGCCACGAAGAUAUCCGUCAAGAUGAGCGAGUCAUGCAGCUCUUCGGGCUGUGCAAUACGCUUCUUGAUAAUGAUGGCGAGAGCUUCAAGCGUCAUCUCUCUGUCCAACGCUUCCCUGCUAUCCCGUUGUCCCAGAGCUCCGGUCUUCUCGGGUGGGUGUGUAACAGUGAUACAUUGCACGCACUCAUCAAGGAGUACCGUGAAAGCCGACGGAUUCUGCUCAAUAUCGAGCACCGAAUCAUGCUGCAGAUGGCACCGGACUACGACAGCCUUACUCUCAUGCAGAAAGUCGAGGUCUUCGGAUACGCCAUGGACAACACAACCGGCAAAGAUCUGUAUCGGGUGCUGUGGCUCAAAAGUAAGAGCUCUGAAGCCUGGCUUGAACGACGCACCAAUUAUACCCGAUCUCUUGGUGUCAUGUCCAUGGUUGGCUACAUUCUGGGUCUGGGUGAUCGACAUCCUUCGAAUUUGCUGCUCGAUCGAACAACGGGUCGGGUGGUACACAUCGAUUUCGGUGACUGUUUCGAGGUGGCCAUGCACCGAGAGAAGUACCCUGAACGUGUGCCAUUCCGUCUCACGCGUAUGUUAACCUUUGCGAUGGAGGUGAGCAAUAUCGAAGGAAGCUACCGUAUUACUUGCGAGGCCGUCAUGCGUGUCCUGCGGGAGAACAAGGAUUCUCUCAUGGCGGUAUUGGAAGCCUUCAUUCACGAUCCCCUGAUCAACUGGCGUCUCGGCGCGCAGGAAUCUCCGGACAGAGUGUCACUUACAGCGGAACGCCGCCAGUCCAUUAUCGAAGGCAUCAACUUCGAGCACGGCGUGCAACCGAGCAACUUCUCCCGUCAUCGCCGACCUUCCAUUCUCGAAGGCGGCAUCCUCGAUACCCAAGAAGGCGUCCCCGCCGAAGCCCGCGAAGCACAAAAUGCCCGCGCUCUCCAGGUUCUCGCCCGGGUCAAGGAGAAACUGACCGGACGAGACUUCAAGCAUUACGAGGAGCUCAACGUGAGCGACCAAGUCGACAAGCUCCUGGCACAAGCUACCAACGUGGAGAACAUCUGCCAGCACUGGAUCGGAUGGUGCAGUUUCUGGUGA
Penicillium cinerascens is the source of this 7257-nucleotide messenger RNA. RefSeq names its product putative TOR pathway phosphatidylinositol 3-kinase TorA (gene tor). The transcript is spliced from 3 exons. The coding region runs from base 1 to 7257 and encodes 2418 amino acids. Gene Ontology annotation, biological process: TOR signaling; protein phosphorylation; negative regulation of macroautophagy. Gene Ontology annotation, cellular component: TORC2 complex; nucleus; TORC1 complex. The record is from RefSeq and is a predicted model, not a curated record. Gene Ontology annotation, molecular function: protein-containing complex binding; protein binding; protein serine/threonine kinase activity. Lineage: Eukaryota; Fungi; Ascomycota; Eurotiomycetes; Eurotiales; Aspergillaceae.